AUGGCGACCCCAGCCCUUCCCACUCAUCCAGGUCCAGAACAUCUGGUGACAGUGAAAGUUCUCUACAAUGACAGCAAUCGGCGAUUCAAGUUGCCGCUGAGAGACCUCAAGGCGCAGGUCUUCCCCCAGAAGCUCCGCUUGCUCCUUAAUGUUCCCGCGGAUGUCAACGUCAUCCUCGAACGUUAUUCCGAUAGCGCCGGCUCUUACAUCCACCUUGACUGCGACAACGCUGCUGUCUACAAGCAACUCUUCCGAGCUGCUAAAGCCAAAUCCAAGCUCCGCAUCAAAGCCAGUACGGUCGACCCCUCGGCCCCGACCACCGACACCGCCAUUCCGGUGGAGUCAACCAACCAGAUGUUCCCGUCGAGAACUAGCUAUCUCGAUACCGUUCUGAGCUCCCCUGUCGCCGUUGCUAGCCCUGAAUUUUUCCCUAUCUCUUCUGAAGCUGCUCCUGUUCUCGCUGGUGAAACCACCGCCCCCCAGAUCACGCUACCCAUCGGUCAGCCUCGCUACCGGGACUUCGAGAUGGAGCAGGACAAGCUUCGCUUCCCCAUCAUCUCUCACAACUCCCCUGGCGGGAUGUUCUGCAUCGACUGCAACAACUGUGGUCACUCCAUUGUCAACGAGCAUUAUCACUGCAGCAUCUGUGAACACGGAGAUUACGAUCUGUGCCCGCAGUGUGUCGAGGAUGGCGCCUCGUGCCGCGGUGAAGGUCACUGGUUGAUCAAGCGUGUGGUGGUCAACGGCGUUGUUACCACCAGCACAACCGAGAAAAUCCCCCCUCGUCGGGUGCAGGAGCGGAUCAUCAAGCCCGCCCCCGUUCAAGUGCAGCGUGCACCUGAGCCUACUCCCGAGCUCAUUCCUGGGCUCGUUGAGACCGUCCCGGAGAUGCCGGCCACUGUCCCUCCAACUGACGUUAAGAGCUCGGAUACUGCUACUCAGGGAGAUGAGAAGCCCAUGUGCAAUGGAUGCUGCCGUGAAGCCGAUGAAAGUAACUUGGUCCGCUGCAAUGACUGCGAGGACUAUGACCUGUGCCUUCGCUGCCUAUUGAGAAACAAGCAUGGUCACCACCCUGCUCACACCUUUUCCCUCGGCUCGGAUCGCAACUUCUGCUUGAAGAACUUGAUCAUGUCUCGCUGCCUUCCUGGCCGCCAGUUCAAACACGCUGCCAUUUGCGAUGGUUGUGACAAUCGCAUCGUUGGCACCCGCCACAAGUGUCUGUCCUGCCCCGAUUGGGAUUACUGCCGUGACUGCAUCGCGACUGCCCCCAACAGCCAUCCGGGCCACCGGUUUGUCCCUAUUUAUGAAGCCAUCAGUGACCACCCUUACGGGCACUCUAUCCACUACGGCAUCUUCUGUGAUGGACCUCUUUGCAAGAACAAGCCCGCACAGAGCUACAUCUCUGGUGUUCGCUACAAGUGCGCCGUCUGUGACGAUGUUGACUUCUGUGCCAGCUGUGAGGCACUGCCCACCCACGACCAUAACCAGACUCACCCCUUGGUCAAGUUCAAGACUCCUGUUCGCACUGUGACUGUGAGCACUGUAAGCGAUGAUGGUGCCAGCGGCGCCGUGGCCCUGGGCGAUGAUGUCUCUGCUCGCUCUCGCUCUGAGGCCAAUACGACUGUCGAUGAAUUGCCAGAGGAGAAGCCGGUUGUCGUCCAGGAACCCGUUGAGGUGGAGGCCAGCAAGCCAGAGGAGGCCAAGGUUGAAGCUGCGCCAGCUGCACUAGAGCCCGCCACUUACGAGCCAUCCCCCGCUAAGAGCGUGAUUGGCGGCUUCCAAGCUUACUUUGUCCGUGAUGCUAUUCCGGAUGGUACCAAAAUGCCUCCCAACACACUGUUCCGACAGACUUGGACCCUUUACAACCCUGGUCCCAACGCCUGGCCUGAGGGUAGUGACGUCCGCUUUGUCGGUGGAGAUACCAUGUUUAACGUUGACUCUCAUCACCCCUCAAGCGUGGAGUCAAUCCGCGCUGCCAUGGAGAGCAACAAACUGCAUGCACCCAUCGAGGCCGGUCAGAGUGCCGACUUCACCGUGACCCUCCGAACUUCCAGUCGUGAGGGCACUGCCAUCUCUUACUGGCGCUUGAAACUUCCCAACGGAGAGGCAAUCGGUCACCGACUUUGGUGUGACAUUCAGGUGCAAGCUGCCAUCUCUAGUUCCAGCUCGGAUGUCGAGACCGAGCCUACUCCUGAGGAAGAUUCUAAGACGUCCCAGUCUACCGUCGCCGAGCCUAUUGGUAGCCACAUGAUCUUCCCCAAGCUCGAGAAGGAGUCUCCUGAAUCCAGCACCCACGAGGCUAUCAUGCCCUCUCACCGCGCCCCCACCGUGUCAACCGCUUGUGAGGAAGAUGAUAUGGAAAGUCUUGCCCUGGAAGAGGUCAGCACCGAUGCCGGCUUCCUCACGGAUGAGGAGUAUGAUGUCCUCGAUGCUAGCGACCAGGAAUAUCUUGACGCCAAGCAGUCCACCCACUAA
This is a messenger RNA of Penicillium atrosanguineum, 2475 nucleotides long. Its product is annotated as ZZ type zinc finger domain protein. The transcript is spliced from 3 exons. NCBI's taxonomy places the organism in Eukaryota, Fungi, Ascomycota, Eurotiomycetes, Eurotiales, Aspergillaceae. Gene Ontology annotation, molecular function: zinc ion binding. The coding region runs from base 1 to 2475 and encodes 824 amino acids. The record is from RefSeq and is a predicted model, not a curated record.